Effrenium voratum is the source of this 438-nucleotide messenger RNA. The record is from the annotation of a GenBank genome assembly. NCBI's taxonomy places the organism in Eukaryota, Dinophyceae, Suessiales, Symbiodiniaceae.
AUGCGGUAUAAGGGUUGCGCCAUGCGGAACCGCGGGCCGGGGAAGUGGCGUGAAUGGCGCUGGGGCAGCACAGUUGUGCCACUGUAUCCACUGGAAGGGCCGCCCCCGCCUGACCCGCUGGAUCCGUCAGCGGCCAAACCCUUGAGCGAGAUCGCUCACCUGACAAUCACAAAGCUGACUGCAAAGAAUUGCCAAGCCAAGCUCACAGACUCCAUUGCAGAGUUGGUGAAAACGCCCGACUCGCCUGGUGGACGCUUCCAAGAGAACCGGUUGCGGCAGCUUUUUAAGGACACGGCCAUCGCCAACUUGUCCACGGAGGAGGUGGAGGAUAUUUUCCCGGCGCCUGUGGCACCUGACCCACCCAGCCGAAGUGGAUCCCGGCGGCCAAGCAGAUCCACCUCUCGCAAAGCCAGCAAGGACAAGAACAUGGAUGGCUGA